Molecule: messenger RNA, 1542 nt
Organism: Lasiosphaeria miniovina
Lineage: Eukaryota; Fungi; Ascomycota; Sordariomycetes; Sordariales; Lasiosphaeriaceae
Product: duf1237 domain-containing protein
Exons: 2
Biological process (GO): carbohydrate metabolic process
Source: RefSeq, a predicted model, not a curated record
GCCAGCUGCCCAGACUAUUCCGCGUACUCUCAGCAGCGACACAUACCACUCUCCAGCGGGCGCUACGCACUAUCCUGGCAGCGGCCGGCGCCCGCGUGCCGGACAUUCAACUCGUCCGUAGUCGAGGCGGCGAUCACACACAUAACGGCCGACAUCGCGGACCCGGACCUGGCGCGCCUGUUCGAGAACAGCUACCCCAACACGCUCGACACGGCGGUGCGGUGGCGGGGGCGCGCAGCGGACAAUAACGAAGAGCUGGCAUUCAUCAUCACCGGCGACAUCGACGCCAUGUGGCUGCGCGACAGCGCCAACCAGCUGAUGUCGUACCUGCCGCUUCUCGGCCCGUCGUCUUCACCUUCCAACAGCAGCGGCGGCGACCUCGCAAGCCUCUACCGCGGCGUCAUCAACCUGCAGGCACGGCACGUGCUAACAGCACCGUUCUGCAACUCGUUCCAGGCGCCGCGCGAGAGCGGCAUCGCGGCCGCAACCAACAGCGCGGCAGCGUCCGACGUCGUCGUGCCGCCGUACGACGCGGCGGCGGUGUUUGAGUGCAAGUACGAGCUGGACAGCCUGGCCGCAUUCCUGCAGCUGAGCGCGGCGUACCUGUCCGCGACGGGCGACAGGGGCUUCUUCGCGCGGGCCGCGUCGCAGUGGGCGGCGGCGGCGCGGGCAGCGCUGGCGACGGCGCGGGCGAUGCGCGACGCGCCGACGUACGACGACGGCGACGGGCACGUGGUGAAGAGCCCGUACACCUUCACGCGGCAGACGACGCGCGCGACCGAGACGCUGGCCAACGACGGCGCCGGCAGCCCCGUGGGCAACGGCACGGGGCUCGUGCGCAGCGCGUUCCGGCCGAGCGACGACAGCACGCUGUUCCAGCUGCUGGUGCCGGCCAACAUGAUGUUUGCGCGGGGGCUGGCGCGGGCGGCGGGCGUGGCGGACGCGGCGGGCGACGGCGCGCUGGCGGCCGAGAUGCGUAACUUUGCCGCGGAGCUGGGCGCGGCCGUCGAGCAGCACGGCGUUGUGCGCGUGCCGGUGCUGCGGGGCGCUGGGACCGGCGGCACGGAGACGGUGUAUGCGUAUGAGGUGGACGGGUUCGGGUCGGCGGCGAUAAUGGACGACGCCAACAUCCCGUCGCUGCUGGCGGCGCCGCUGUUAGGUUACGUGAAUGCCACGGACGCGCUAUACCGGCGCACGCGGGCGCGGACCCUGGCGCCGCCAGCCGCGGGCGGGAACCCGUAUUUUAUGCAAGGCCCGGUGCUGAGCGCAGUCGGGGGCCCGCAUGUCGGGCCCGGCAUGGCGUGGCCGAUGGCGCUGAUCGUGCAGAUCAUGACGAGCGAUGACGACGCCGAGGUCACGGCGGCGCUGGGACAGAUCCUGCGCAGCACCGACGGGCUGGGACUGAUCCACGAGAGCGUCAACACGUUCAACGCCAGCCAGUGGACAAGGCAGUGGUUCUCAUGGGCCAACGGGCUCUUUGGUCAGAUGAUUCUCGAUCUGCACUCGAGGAAGCCCGGAAUUCUCAAGACCAGUUUCCAGUGA